GCACGUCAUUGCAUUUCUCAGAAAUCGGUAUUUGUGAAGAAGACGCUGUUUAUUGUGUUUCAGAGUUGUAGUUAUAUAUAUAUGUAGACGUCAUUCCUCUUACAAUCAACUUCAUGGCGGAAACUGGAUUCGAAGGAAAACAGUCUAUUGGUGACAUAAUGUACGAAGGACUUCGAGUAGUACGCGGUCCCGAUUGGUCCAGAGGAGAAAGUGAUGGAGGUGAAGGUCACGUGGGUACUGUUGUGUCACGAGAGGGCGCUGAUCGUGUUGACGUCAUAUGGGACGGUGGUCAGAGAACGACGUGCAGAGCUGGGAAAGAUGGCAAACAUGAUCUGAGAAUCCUGGACACUGGAAGCAUAGGAAUACGUCACAGGGGCUUCACGUGUGUUGGCUGUGACACAAAAGACUUCCUCGGCAUGAGAUGGACGUGCAGCCAGUGCAAGAGUGACACGUUGUGUCUUCCGUGUUACUCCGCGGAUAAACAUAACACUAGUCACGUGUUCUUGCGUCACGAUAUGCCUGGGGAUUCGGGUGUUGAAGUAAAGAAAAGGACUACCUGUCUGAAAGUGCGCUCCCUCGGACUCUACCCCGGGGCACGGGUUGUGAGGGGAGAGGAUUGGAAAUGGGGGCUACAAGAUGGCGGUAGUGGAAACAAGGGUACGAUCACUGAGAUACAUGACGAGCCGAGGGCAGGGACGACACGCAGCACAGUGAGGGUGAAGUGGGACGUGGGUCCCUCCAAUCUGUACCGGGUGGGGCAUGAGGGCAAGGUGGACGUCAAGUACGUAGAAGAGGCCCCGGGGCUGUUCUACUACAGGGAUAACAUGCCUGUCCUUGAUGUGAUGGGCCCGCAGCGUCCACAACCUGCUGCCAGCGCUGAGAUUGUCGUUGGGUGUAAAGUGUGUAUACAGUUGGACCAGGAUGAGAUGAAACGCGUUCAGGCGGACAAGGGCGGUUGGACAGCAAGUAUGGCGGAGUGUGUCGGGAAAUUCGGUACCGUUAGAGAAAUACCAUGCGAUGGCGUCGCUUCUGUUGAAUUUGAAAACAGUAGAUACAGACUGGCAACUGAAGCACUCACAAAGGUCUAUGACCAUAACGUCAACGACGUGGUCCGUGUUGUCAGUGACAAGAAGAAGGUACAGUUGCUUCAAGACGGACACGGGGAGUGGAACGCCAAAAUGGAAGAGUCCUUGGGUAAAGUAGGCCGGGUGAAGAGAGUGGAUAGCGAUGGUGAUGUGGUGGUUCUGUUUGGGUCGAGGAAGUGGAUCUUCAACCCCGCCUGUUGUGUCCCUGCCCCUGGGGAGAACGUGGACGACGGUGACGGUGGUGCGGGGGAUGCAGUAUUAGGAUUAGAUGCAGUUCCGGCCCUUGGACAGAUGCUAGACGGAUUACUUGGAAAUCUGACCAGGCUUGUUGGAGGGGACGUAUCAAUUGCCAUGGGUGGCAUGACUGGAGCCAUUGUGAAGGGGGACCUUGAUGCGGUUAAGGCUAUGGUUCAGACCAAACCGGAGAUGCUGUCGGAAGCAUCUGGAAUGCAGAGGUUGACGCCACUGAUGAUAGCAUGCCACGAGGGCCAAGUACAGAUAGCCCGCUUCUUGCUGGAGAGUGGAGCUGACCUUGACACUAAGGGCCACAUGGGAAUCACCCCUCUCUCGGCAGCCUUGGUCGGGAAGAAGGAAGCCAUUGUGACUAUGCUGAUCGAAAGGGGCGCCAAUAUUCAUCACAGACACCAGAACGGACAGACAACUCUCCAUCUGGCAGUACAUAACAAUCUCCCUCACGUCCUCAAAAUGCUGGUAGAGAAAGGUGUGGACGUCAAUGUAACGGAUAAGGCCGGCGACACCCCUCUCCAUGACGCCAUCUUUAUCAAGAACCACGAAUGUGCGGAGGUGCUGAUCGAAUGUCCAAGAACCGAUCUCCAGAAGUUUAACGAGCAGAACUUCAACCCACUGCAGUGGGCAUGUCUCAAAGACGCUGUACCUUCCGUAGAAAAAAUCCUGGAGAGAGACACGUCAUUUGUAAAUGAUCUGAUGUUCAACGACACCUUCUCUGCUCUCCACAUCGCAGCCGCAAACGACCACGUGGAAUGUGGCAGACUGCUCCUUGACAAGGGCAAAGCGGAGGUUAACAGGAAGGGACGACAGGGUCUCAGUCCUCUGCAUAUUGCUGUCAGCCAACCUUACUACAGGGCAGCGGAACUCCUUCUCCAGAAAGGUGCUGAUCCCAAUUUUGAAAAUCAGAUGGGCGACAGGCCGCUACACGUGAUGUGUGUGCAUGCGUCCCAGAAGGGUGCCAUAUCGUCAAGUGAGGCUGAGAAGUUCUUCAGAGUUGGGCAGCUGCUUCUUCAGAACGGUGCUGCGUACAAGGCCAAAAACGCACUCGGAAUUGCCGCCCUUGAUCUGUGUAAUAACGGAGGUGUCAAAAAAGCAAUCCAGAAAUACAUCGACCAGCAUCAAGACUCACUGAACACCACCACCACCAGCUCAGCUCACAGCGUGGCACACGGGUUAGGUGGGCUGAAUCUGUUGGACAUCCCGACGCCCUGCAGCAAGUGCUUCCUACGUCCGUCAGAUGCCAAGUUCGUCCCAUGCGCACACAAAGUCAUGUGCAAAUCGUGCGCUGAUGACUGUUCCAAGUGCCCUGUAUGUGAUACACCCGUACAGACAGCGCGGAGAGUCACACAAGAUGAUAACGAUUCCCCUGGGGUGCAGUGUAAGAUGCAGUAGACGUCGAGCGUGACUUCUUCUGACGACGUCGACGUCGACCGUGUCGUCUUCUGGCGUCGUCCCGACAGGAUGUACAUCAGCACUCAACAAUAGCAUUGAAUGUCCCCGCACAUGUACAAGCAACUUUUUACUUUACGUUCCUUCAACGCACCUCAGGACAGUGUACGCUGGUCAAAUACAAA
Molecule: messenger RNA, 2908 nt
Organism: Haliotis rubra (blacklip abalone)
Lineage: Eukaryota; Metazoa; Mollusca; Gastropoda; Lepetellida; Haliotidae
Product: E3 ubiquitin-protein ligase MIB2-like
Exons: 19
Coding region: 114-2726 (870 amino acids)
Biological process (GO): protein ubiquitination
Cellular component (GO): cytoplasm
Molecular function (GO): ubiquitin-protein transferase activity; protein binding; zinc ion binding
Source: RefSeq, a predicted model, not a curated record